Molecule: messenger RNA, 1470 nt
Organism: Eucalyptus grandis
Lineage: Eukaryota; Viridiplantae; Streptophyta; Magnoliopsida; Myrtales; Myrtaceae
Exons: 4
Coding region: 184-1281 (365 amino acids)
Source: RefSeq, a predicted model, not a curated record
CAGUGUCGGCCAAGAAGGCCUGGAAAUAAGCUUGAUGCUCAUUCAUGUAUUAACAAGAAACCAACCAGUCAAAACUCCACCCAUCAGCCUGUAGAAACUAAGCCUCCGACGACUUCUCCCUUGAAGUCUUCUGCUUGCAUUAUUGUCACGAAUCCAAAAUCUAACAGUAGUACCUGAAGAGAGAUGGAGGCGCGCCUAUUAGUGAACAUUUUCAACAGAUUUUUGCUGCACUUUCCAGGAAUGCUGAGAGGAGUCACAGCUCUCGUGCUGGCCGCACUGUCUGCAUUAGCAUAUCAGGGCAUCCGCCCUCCACCGCCCAAAACUUGUGGCUCUCCAGGUGGUCCGCCCAUCACGGCAACCCGAGUAAGGCUCAAGGACGGCCGAUACUUGGCCUACAAAGAGCAUGGAGUACCGAGAGAAUUGGCCGAACACAAGAUCAUCUUUGUGCAUGGCUCAGACUCCUGUAGGCAUGACGCAGUGAUAGCGACGGAUGUUUCUCCGGCGGUUCUUGAGGAAUUGAAGGUGUACGUCUUGUCAUUUGAUAAACCUGGAUACGGAGAAAGUGACCCGGACCCGAAAAGGACCCUGAAGAGUCUAGCUCUGGAUAUAGAAGAUCUUGCUGAUCAGUUGGGACUGGGGACCAAGUUCUAUGUGGUUGGGCAUUCCAUGGGAGGCCAGGCGACUUGGGGUGUCCUGAAGUAUAUCCCUCACAGGUUAGCCGGAGCAGCUCUCACCGCUCCUGUGAUCAACUACUGGUGGCCCCAGUUUCCCGCCAACCUAUCCAAGGAAGCCUACAACUUGCAGCCACCACGGGACCAGUACGCACUCAGAGUGGUUCACUAUGCCCCUUGGCUCACCUACUGGUGGAACACCCAAAAGUGGUUCCCCGCGUCCAGCGUCGUCACUCGUGCCCCCUGCAUCUUGGGCCGUCAAGACAUGGAACUUAUCCCCAAGAUGAUGGAGCGCCGCAAUGAAGCAUCACGGGUGAUCGUGAGGCAACAAGGAGAAGCUGAGUCGAUCCUUCGGGACAUGAUGAUUGGUUUCGGGAGUAGGGAGUUCAAUCCUAUGGAUAUUGAGAACCCUUUUCCAAACAAGGAAGGAGCGGUGCAUCUGUGGCAAGGCGAUGAUGAUAGGCUAGUCCCCGUUUCACUUCAACGGCACAUUGCACAGAAGCUUUCAUGGAUUCAGUACCACGAGCUGCCUGGUGCCGGGCAUUUUUUCCCUUAUGCUGAUGGGAUGGGUGAAGCUAUUCUGAAGGCACUUAUAGCUGGCCAGAAGUAGAGUUGAUUUCAUAGUUAGCUCUAUUUUCCCCUCAUCCUCUGGGUUCUUCAGAUGGUUUGUUCUUGGAAGAGUUGAGAGUGUUAACCAGAUACUCAGCUAUUGGCUUUGAAUUCCCUCUUUUUGCUUGGUGGCUUUGAAUCCUAAAGAAGGCUUGUGAUGCAAUAAAACGGAGGAUGAUAAUUGACCUGU